Messenger RNA from Marchantia polymorpha subsp. ruderalis, 2695 nucleotides. NCBI's taxonomy places the organism in Eukaryota, Viridiplantae, Streptophyta, Marchantiopsida, Marchantiales, Marchantiaceae. The record is from the annotation of a GenBank genome assembly.
AGACCGGGCGUAAUUUGGGCGAAUGCGAAGAAGCUCAGACCUCAUCGACGACGAGAGACUUCGUUCUCGACCCGCGGCGGGUCGAGAGAGAUGCAACGCAUACGCUGCACGGACGUCCUACGACGCUGGCAGACUCAUGAGGUCCCCGAAAUCAUCAUCGUCGCUCGCUGCUAGCAACAAUUGCAUGAGGUCACCUGCUUUCACCACUAUCGCGCGAUGCAAUAUGACGGGGAAACGCAGUAACAUUGCUUAAAAGGAUGUGAAGGACGUAAGCGAAGGAGUCAGUUUGUCCAUGCUCGUCGACAUUGCUGCUUCGUCCACUCGACGCAAGAUUGAAAUCAUGAAAAUCCCCUGUUUCCCAACCGUUCUCAGUGGAAGGCAACGAGCGUCGACUUGACCCUGCGUUUUGAGUUGUCUCACGCUCAUGUUCUUCGUUUCCUUGUUCGAUCUUUCCAUUUACGAUGUGAGCAAACUCAUUUGUAUGGGCAGCGACAGAGACUGAAGUGCGAGUGGAAGACUCUUGAAAGAUCACGCAGAGCGGAAGGAGGCUUUGAGUAGAGCCUGACAUCCGUAGAUAGCACGGAAGCACCUCUGAGAAGGAAAAUACAUUCGCAUUAUGUUCGUAAAUUGAUACCCGGGAUAUGAUACGAACGGGAAGAGCAAAGUAUGUGCUUCGCAGGAGCUGGUCAAAUAAUCCGCUCCAAAAUUUGGUGGCCCGUUAUCUUGUGACGAACUUAUUUCUUCGCGGACAAGCGAGAGAUUUUGUUCGACUUUUUCUCAACAGAUAAUGAAAUCCGGGCUCACAACACGGGACUGUUGAUCUCCUGAUUACGAGGAUGCGCCGAUCAGGCACUUCUGGGCUUCACGACAAGUCCCCUGGGGAAUGGAGAGGGCACCCAGGUCCUCGAGAGUGGAAGCACAUGACCGCAGGUUUCAAGUCGAUGACGGGAAGGCGAAUACUACCUGCAUUGAUUUUGUUGAUUUGUAUGAUCUCACUCCUCCACCGGAUGAGAGAUCAAGCCCGCAACUCGGCGUCCCAGAAAUCUACUCCCGAUCUCCACGCUGAAAGGGAACUAAUUUCAUCUCGUGUUUUAUAUAAAGCAACGGAUUAUCAUCAUGCAUCGACCGUAGAUUUGGAGAUAUCUGUGCCCACACUAUGGUUUAAUGGCCAUUCUACAGGCUGGCGGAGUUCAUGUGCCACAAGAUCUCCAAACUGGUUAGCACCGAGAGGAAGCAAUGGGUAUCUGGUGGUUCGAUGCAAUGGUGGACUGAAUCAACAGCGCACUGCAAUUUGCAAUGCAGUUUUGGCUGCUCGAAUCAUGAACGCUACUCUGGUGUUGCCUCACCUUGAUACCAACUCUUUCUGGCAUGAUGAGAGUGGCUUUCCAGGUAUUUAUGAUGUUGAGCACUUCAUUGAUUCUCUGAAGAGUGACGUGAGAGUCAUCCACACUUUACCAGCAACGUGGGCAAUUGGUACGAAAAGAAUGAAACUGAAACCGUAUCAGCUGCAGCCUCCUCGUGACGCCCCUGUCAGAUGGUAUGAGACUACAGCAUUGGAGACCAUGAAAAAGCAUGGCGCUGUCUAUCUCACUCCAUUUUCACACCGUCUCGAUGAGAAACUUGACAAUCAUGAGUACCAACGCCUACGUUGUCGUGUGAACUACCAUGCAUUGAGAUUCAACAAUGAUAUUAGGAACCUGAGCAGUAUCAUCGUGCAACGGCUCCGUUCAGUUGGACCAUACAUGGCAAUCCACCUUCGAUUUGAAUUGGACAUGUUGGCCUUUGCGGGGUGUCUGGACAUCUUCACUCCGGAGGAGCAGGAAAUUCUCAAAAAGUACCGCAAGGAGAAUUUUGCUGAGAAAAAACUAGAGUACAACCAUAGGCGCCUAAUUGGCAAAUGCCCUUUGACCCCACAUGAGGUUGGCUUAUUUCUUCGAGCAAUGGGAUUUAACAAUGCCACCCGUAUCUACUUAGCUGUAGGAGAGGUUUUUGGUGGUGAAAGGUUUUUAAAGCCUUUGCGUGAUCUUUUUCCGCAACUUGAGACACGUUCCACGGUGGCGUUGCCAGAGGAACUGGGUUUGGUUAGGGCAGAUGGACACGGGCUACUCGGACCAGCAGUGGAUUACAUGGUAUGCCUCCUCUCAGAUAUAUUUGUGCCAACAUAUGACGGUCCAAGUAACUUCGCGAACAACCUUAUUGGGCAGAGACUAUACUACGGAUUUCGCACUACUUUGCAGCCCGAUAGGAAGGCACUUGCCCCUCAUUAUAUCAAAUUGGAGAAAGGAUUAGUUUCACGAUCUGACUUCGAAACCUCAGUCAGGCAGAUCAUGAGCCCAAAGUCGUUUGGCAGGCCACGCACUCGACUUCCAUCGGAGUCUUUCUACACCAAUCCAUGGCCGGAAUGCUUUUGCAUGAUUUCUUCAAAAGACAGUGCUAAUCAAUGUCCUUUAGAUAUAGUAGAAACCACUAGUGUAGAUAUAGAUGAAGAUGAGAAUUUUCUCGACGAAUGGAAUCAGCUCCAGCGUCUUUAGGGUCUGUCAUGGGAGUAUCUUCCUCCCACUUGUUAGAGGGGAAAAGACAAGUUACGAAUGUAAAGUUAGAGCAAAGGCCAUACCAUGUGUGGAUGGUCUAUGUACAUGUUGCGACGUUUUGUGGGAUCGUUACUGCCAAAAUGAAGAAAUAUAAGGAAGUCAAG